Apis florea (little honeybee) is the source of this 3614-nucleotide messenger RNA. Its product is annotated as serine/threonine-protein phosphatase 4 regulatory subunit 1. Gene Ontology annotation, biological process: protein dephosphorylation. The record is from RefSeq and is a predicted model, not a curated record. NCBI's taxonomy places the organism in Eukaryota, Metazoa, Arthropoda, Insecta, Hymenoptera, Apidae. Gene Ontology annotation, cellular component: cytoplasm. Gene Ontology annotation, molecular function: protein phosphatase regulator activity.
GAAGAAGAAAAAAAGAUGAGAAAUUUUUUUUUUUUAAAGGAAUUCGAACGAUUCAAAAAAAAACCAUUCUUUUUAAUUUCAGACACGCAAGUUCGGUUGGACCUGGUGGAGCAUAUUCCUCAUGUGGCGACGAUCUGCCAAGAAUCUCCUCAUCUAUUCGACAAUGUCGUUCACGAUCAUUUGCUCGGUAUCAUUAUCAAAUAUCUACAGGAUCAAGAUAACCAGGCCCAGGUACGAAUGACAGCCCAGACAGCGGUGUUAACGUUAACGAAGAAGGGAGUUCUCGACAACACCACGAUCGAGGUCAAACUGUGUCCCGUAAUAGAAACCCUCUGUAGGUCCGUCGAUUUCCUUAGCUCUGGCAUCUCCCUCAUGUGCAAGAUGGCGCCGCUCAUUGGCAAAGAGAUGACGGAAAAGAUUUUUCUGGAUAGAUAUAUCGCUCUCUGCAAAGACAAAGAAUUUUAUACGAGAAAAAUCUGCGCGUCGCACUUUGGCAAACUUUGCUCCGCUGUCGGGAGGAAAACCCUUUUCCGAAAAUUGUUCCCGGUAUUUGUCGAUCUGUGUUGCGAUACAGUGUGGGGUGUCCGAAAAGCGUGCGUGGACGUUAUGAUGCCAGUUUCGUGCUGUAUGACUCUUCAACACCGUCGAUUAUUAUUGGCAGAUCUUCUUGCCACGCAUCUUAACGACGAUUCGAAAUGGGUGCGAAUGUCUGCCUUUCAAAUUUUAGGACCAUUUAUAUCCACGUUCGCGAAACAAUUUACCGAAGUAACUUAUAAUCAACACGGUGAAUUGGUAUUUACCAGUCAACAAGAUACUCGUUUCAGUAUAAGGUAUUUGUACGAAGGGAUAUUUCCCACUAAAUGCGCGAUACGGAGUCAUACGCUCGACGCGGAGGAUCAUAAUUCUAAGGAUAACUUCAAUUUAUCUGUGAUAAUACAAAAACCAAUUUUCGAAGAAGACGAUGACGAGGACGAGUCUCAGGAAGAUCAUAUUUCAAGAAUGAGAGCUUAUAAAUCGAAGAUACAGAGAAAGCAUCUAAAAAAUGACAAAGAUGAUCAAAAUACAUUGGACGACACGGAAAAUUUCAACCCAUUCCUGUACUAUUACAUAGCACCGGAUCUUCCAUUGGACGACGAACUUGUCGAAGCUGCGAAAAAAUCCGCGGCGCAAAAUAAUGUAAAUCGGAAACAGCCGUUGAUCGGUGUUACAGCCUCUAGCAAAGCAUCGUUGUUAGAUAACAUGUUAAAAGAGGACAAAUAUUCGACGGACAAAUUCGAUGUUAUCAAUUUCAACGAUCAAGAGAUCGUUCCUCAGCAUUUGAUCGAUUCGUUCUUGUCGAUGGCUGAGCCAGAACAAUGUUCGGACAUGGGCACGGAUAUUCCUCAUCAUUGCGCUUUUAGCUUUCCCGCGGUUGUGCUCACGUUAGGGAAAGAAAAUUGGCCAUAUUUGAAGCAAGCUUACCAAUCGUUGGCAAGUGCCAAUCAAUGGAAAGUGAGACGCACGCUAGCCUCCAGUAUCCAUGAAAUCGCUAUUAUUCUUGGAGAGGAACUUACCGUCACUGAUCUUGUUCCGAUCUACGAUGGAUUUAUCAAAGAUCUAGACGAGGUGAGAAUAGGUGUGCUCAAGCAUCUAGCGACAUUUUUGAAAAUACUCAAACCGACCGAUCGCCGCCAAUAUUUGCCAAGACUGAAGGAAUUCCUUUCCACCGAUACCGAGUGGAAUUGGAGAUUUCGAGAAGAGUUGGCUACUCAAUUGUUAGAAGUUGUGAAUCUGUUUAAUCCCGCGGACGUAGAACGGCACAUAGUAUCAUUGUCUCUCGAGUUAUUGCGCGACAAAGUUGCUGCUGUGAGAUACGUUGCGCUUUCUUUGGUUACGCAAAUAGUAGCUCAUCUGUCUGACAACGAACGUCACGUAACGGCCCUAUUUCAAGAGCUUAGAUUUUCCCUUGUAUAUGCAAAAAAAUGGAUCAGAAGGCAAACGUUCGCUUUUGUAUGCGCCAAAUUAAUAUCCAGCAACGCUAUCAGUGGGGAUAGAUUUUCCCAGGAAAUGUUACCUAAUUUGUUAAAAUUAUCCACCGACAAAGUACCAAACGUGAGAUUAGUUGUAGCGAGAACUUUAUCGAAGAACGUUAUUCCUAUGGGAUAAUGGUUGGGAGUCGAACAGGCGGAGGAAGUAGAGAAAAGACUCAGAGAGAUGAGAUCGGAUCCGGAUAGAGACGUUCGAAUGCUAGCCGGUGGCGAGGAGAAUUCUGUAUUAGAUAUAUUGUCGCAAACGAAAACCGAACAAUCGAACAAGAACAUAAUGUUUUAAACGAACUCGAACGAGGAUCAAGUUCUAAUUAUUUCCUGCCACGUGAAACAAUUUUAUAUCGAACUCUGCCAAGUGAAAGAAUGAUGAAGAAGAAAGGAUGAAAGUGUUCUUCCACGUGUCAAUUAUUCUUUGUAAAUGUAAGAGGAAAAUUAAUUGGAUGGAAGAAAUAACAAUUUUGUUUUGUAUCGAGAAAACGAAUGAGAAAGUUUCUUCGAGGAAUAAGCUGGUGUAUUUGUGAUGUAAAGAGAGAAAAGAAAGAAAAAAAAAAAAAAAAAAAAAAAAAAAAGAAAAAGAAAAGAAAGGAAAAAAAACGAGCUCAAGUUUUACAGAAGCGAACAAACAAAAUGUAAUACCAAUUUAGUGCAGUUAAGAUAGAAAAAGUGCAACUUAGCGUUGUUGUUGCAACCAAGGGACCGAUGCCCUUUUAGAUUAUAAGACAGAUUAUAAAUAUCAAUGGUUAAAAGACAUUGCACAGUUAUAUAAGAGUGUGUGUGCGUGUUUAAAAAGAAGUGAACAUACACUGCCACUCAAAAGUAUUAGGACAUUCAAUUGUAAUAAAUACUUGUAAAAAGUUAUGAAAUCAUCGAAUACUGAAAUUUCACUAAAUUUUAUGUACUCUAUUUUGUACCGUAUUAGAGAGAAUAUAUUUUACCGAUAAUUCCUUAAAUAUUUCUCGCCAAUAAUAAUAAAUAAUUAUAUUAUCGUCUCAUAUAUCGGUAUAUCAACUGCGUAUUCUUAUAAUUGCGUCCACAAAUCUAGUAAUAAUCGUAAUAUGGAUUUUUUUUUUUUUUUCUUCUCUCUCCCCCCCUCAUAAUCUUCUCGGGAUUAAUUUUAUUUCUAGAAAUUCACGAAAUUUUCUUCAAUUUGGAAUAUUUUUUUUUUUAACUUAAUUUGUUCAUCUCGAUAGACUCAUAAUUUUUUAUACUGUUUCAAAUUAAGAGAAAACGAAUAAGAUUGCUAAGAUCUUCAUAUUUUUAAUAUCGAAACUUUUUUGUAAUAAGUGUAAAUAAUGUCUAAUGUCACCGUAUUCAGGAUCUUUCUCUUCCUUUUUUUUUUUUCUUCUUUCCUUUCUCGCUUCCUGCCUUCCUCCGAUAUCUUAAUAUGUUUGCGUUUUAUUCUUAUCACAAUAUCCCCGGUAAGCGGGUAUUUUUGUCCUUGAUCAAGUCCAUUUGUCGAACGAUCCUUUUCCGUUUUAAACUUAGAUUCAUCGAUAUAUAAUAUUUUUUCCAGUUUUGUCAAUAUUCAGUGUGAGUAACGUAACACGCUUGUUCUUCGUCACAGCGUUGAAGAUAUCAUCUUGAAAA